Messenger RNA from Haemonchus placei, 312 nucleotides. NCBI's taxonomy places the organism in Eukaryota, Metazoa, Nematoda, Chromadorea, Rhabditida, Trichostrongylidae. The record is from the annotation of a GenBank genome assembly.
AUGGUGGACAUGGACAGCUACGUGCAAGAAUUAGUGGUCGGAACCCAGAUAGCACGUAACUAUGCUGUUGAGAUCAACGAUAGGAUGCGAAAAAGAAUGAAGGUGUACUACGACCGGGAGAAGAAAGCGCACGAAGCACCGGUGAAAAUUGGUGAUCGGGUCUAUGGCCCUACUCGGCAUCGACCAUCCGCUGAACCUACGUCACCAGUGUCAACGUGGCUUGUUCGGGCAGAUGGCACACGUCGCAUUGCCUGGUUUGAAGCAUCCAAUGGCGAGAUCAAAGAAGGUUUUGGACAUGUUUCAGCUAGCUAA